AUGAAGUUCACACUCACCUCCCUCGCCCUCCCCCUCCUCGCCGCCUCGGCGCCAGUUAGCGAGCCAGCCCCAAACCCAGCCUUCAGCGUCAUGGCCAUCCGCUCCGCCUCGCCCAUCCACUACCUGCAGCUGAACGCCGCCGGCCAGAAGUUCUACCUCGGCGGAAACACCGCCUCCUACUGCCCAACCCAGGUCAAGAACUGCCCACCAGGCAACCAAACCGUCUUCGCUCCUGGCGGCAGCUCUCUGGACACAAUGGUCCCCGGCGGCCAGCAGGUCUACAUCGACCCUACUGGUGCCCUCAGCUUCACCCAGGCCCACUCCGCCAAUAUCCCGCAGGGUUCCUCACUCGGCCCGUUCCACUACGCCGCCGAUGAACCCUGGGCUCACUACUCCUUCGCUGGUUGGGGCGCUAGUGGUUUCAUGGCUUGUCCCGCGGAUGAUAACCGCUGGCAGGUGUUUGCCGCUAUUCAAAAUGCUACUGUGCCCCAGGGUAAUGUUGAUGAGUGUCUCGGUUUCUCUGCUGUCGCUUUGGAUUACACUGGAGAUGUUCCUGCCUGGCAGUAUAUCUAG
Molecule: messenger RNA, 573 nt
Organism: Penicillium mononematosum
Lineage: Eukaryota; Fungi; Ascomycota; Eurotiomycetes; Eurotiales; Aspergillaceae
Product: putative IgE binding protein
Exons: 2
Coding region: 1-573 (190 amino acids)
Source: RefSeq, a predicted model, not a curated record